Messenger RNA from Wallemia mellicola CBS 633.66, 2038 nucleotides. RefSeq lists its product as hypothetical. The record is from RefSeq and is a predicted model, not a curated record. Gene Ontology annotation, molecular function: hydrolase activity, hydrolyzing O-glycosyl compounds. Lineage: Eukaryota; Fungi; Basidiomycota; Wallemiomycetes; Wallemiales; Wallemiaceae. Bases 236 to 2038 code for a protein of 600 amino acids. Gene Ontology annotation, biological process: carbohydrate metabolic process. The transcript has 4 exons.
ACAAAUAGCGUGUAUAUACAGCCAAUUUAAAUUAACUGGGAAGAAAAACUUCCUUUUUUCGACAAAACAGUGUUCAUGGUUAGACAAGCCGGACAAGCUGUCAAACACAUACAUGACGAGAUUUUAAAUACUUUGGAAUGUUUGAAACUUUGGAAUGCCAAUUCAGGCAAUCGAAAUUCUACGUGCCAGUCUAUAUUUAAAGGCAACAAUUUGUCUUUGAUCUUUAACUACGACGAUGAAAUACGCGGCGGUUGUAAUCUCAACUUUGUUAGCUGCUGUAGCAGCACAGCAGCCUUAUACUGUUCAAGGCCCUCCGCUCAAAACCAGAUGGACAGACCAAGUUGGGACAAACCCUUGGCCUUCACAUCCCCGCCCACAGAUGUUUAGACAAGAUUGGCAAACCCUAAAUGGUUUAUGGCAGUUUAGCCCUACAGAUGCACAAGGUUUAGAUUCUCCUCCUACUGGACAAAAUCUCGAGAGGCAAAUUUUAGUACCAAGUUGUAUCGAAUCAGGUUUAUCAGGAAUACAAGAGGAUCAGGAAUUUAGCUGGUGGAAAACAUCAUUCCAAGCUCCUAAUGAUUGGCCAGCCGGUAAAACGCUCAUUAAUUUCGGUGCAGUCGAUUAUGAAGCAACUGUAUUUGUCAAUGGUCAAAAUGCCGGAUUCCAUAGGGGUGGCUACACUAGAUUCAGUGUCGAUAUCACGGACCAUAUUAAGGAUGAAAACGAGAUUUUAGUACACGUACAUGAUCCAUCAGACACAGAAGGCAUAAAUAUACCUCUUGGAAAACAACGCAGAUAUCGCAGAUCUCAUAUUUUCUACCAACCAUGCUCAGGGAUCUGGCAAUCUGCAUGGAUCGAGCGUGUUCCUACAGAUUAUAUCACGGACGUGCUUUUUGAUGCACAAGCUGAUGGUAGUAUUACAGCAACAAUCACUGGAUCAGAUGGUUCUUCUGGAGAUGUUACAGUCAGUAUCCGUCAACAAGGUUCAUCAGAUGAAGUCGCCAAGUUAACCGGUCCAAUCAAUACUGCUAUUAAAGGAAACGUAGACAAUGUCGAAGUUUGGGCACCUGGUGCACCAAAAUUAUACGAUAUAGUUGUCAAUUUCAAGGAUGACAAUGUUCAAUCAUACGCUGGUUUCCGUACCGUCGGAAAGGCUGAGAUUAACGGCAUUUUACGCCCAACAGUAAACGGAAAGUGGUACUUCCCAUUCUCUACACUCGAUCAAGGUUACUGGCCAGAUGGUAUCUACACUCCACCAACCAAGGAAGCAAUGCAGUUUGAUGUCGACUACCUCAAAGAGAUCGGAUUCAACACUAUCAGAAAGCAUAUCAAGGUCGAGCCAGAUGAAUACUACGCCUACACUGAUCAACAAGGUAUUAUGGUAUGGCAAGACAUGCCUUCUAUGCCUCACGACACCACUCCUAAUGAUGAUCAAACGGCAGAAUAUGACAGACAAUCACUCGAAUUGAUUAAAACACACGCUUUCUUCCCAUCAAUUAUUACAUGGGUUCUCUACAAUGAAGGCUGGGGUCAGCAAGACGGUCCAAUUGAAGAAGGAAUCACAAAUCAAGUCCGUGAUGCUGACUCAACGAGGAACAUUGAUUCAGUCAGUGGAUGGAAUGACCAUGGUUUUGGUGACUACAAAGAUGUACACACUUAUUCAGACAGUCAAUGUGGUUUGAUUGACGAUGAAGCACGUAUUCAAGUACAAGGUGAAUUCGGUGGUGUCGGUCUCAACAUGUCUGCCGAUCAACUUUGGCCAGAUCCGGCAGCUAUUGCUACAAUCCCAGAGACAUACGAGAUUGCUGUAGAUACUGCUUCGUACAACAAUCGUUCUAUAGAAGUUAUUGACAAUUUGACAAAUCAAGUCAGAAACAACAAAUGCUCUGCAGGUGUCUAUACCCAAACAACUGACACGGAAGGUGAAAUCAACGGUCUUAUCUCAUACAGCAGAGACGUAUCAAAAGCUAAUAUCGAUGCUUGGAAGGCAGCACUUCAAAGACUUUACGAUGCUGCAAGGGAAAAGGGCGGAUUUUAA